Molecule: messenger RNA, 393 nt
Organism: Rotaria sp. Silwood2
Lineage: Eukaryota; Metazoa; Rotifera; Eurotatoria; Philodinida; Philodinidae
Source: the annotation of a GenBank genome assembly
AUGAAUGUUGAUGUCAAUGAAGAUAAAGAUUCAUUAACGAUUGAAAAUAUUAUUUUUGCAGGUUCAGGUAUUAAAAUCUGUAUUAUUUGCCGAUCUAAAGUACAUGCUGGUUCAGUUGUUAUGCCAAAAGCAGCAAGGUUGGAUCUUUUAGUGCUGAAACGAAUGUAUGCCCCUCAUGGAGUUCGAAUUUGUACAGACCAUUUAUGGAACGAUCGAUUAUUACCAGAAACAAAAGUAAACAUGGAAAAUCGACAAACACGAAUAGCCAAAUUGAAACUAUCUAUUAUUUUGCAAUUAUUUAAUAAUCUUUUAGGUUUAUUACAAGAAGCAUCUUCAGCAGCACGAUUAGAUUUCAUGAAUCCUUGUAUAACGAAUGAAGAUUAUUUGGCGUGA